AUGGCGAGCGUCCUGUUCAUCGUCCUUAGCUUCCUCCUCGUGCUGCCGUCAGCAACGGCAAUAGGGCAGGUCUGCGGCAACGCCGGCAACUACACGGCCAACGGCACCUACCAGUCCAACCUUGCCUCCCUCGUCGCCGCCGUCUCAACCAGCAUCUCUUCCUCCGCCCAACUAUUCGCCAACGCCACCGCCGGCCAAGCCCCCGACGCGGUCUACGCGCUAGCGCUCUGCCGCGGCGACAUCACCAGCAACCUCACCGGGUGCGCCACCUGCGUCAACAACUCGUUUGCGUACGCGCAGAAGAUGUGCCCCUACGCCAAGGCCGCCAGCGUGUACGACGAUGACUGCCUCGUCGGCUUCUCCAGCAGCAACAUCCUCGUCCCAGCCAACAACAUCACCCGAGACAUGAGCACGCUGUUCCAGUACUGGAACCCGACGAGCAUCACCGGAGACGCCACCGUGGUGGCCGCCGACGUGAACGAUCUGCUCACGCAGACCGCUCGGGUGGCGGCCACCAGUCCGAGCAGGUUCGCCACGGCCUUCAUGGACGCCUCCAGCAGCUCCAUCCCGACGCUCUACUCUUUGGCUCAGUGCACGCCGGACCUGUCCGCCGGCGACUGCCUCGCGUGCCUCCAGCGGAUCGUCGGCGUGGUCAACGCCACAACGUCCGUGCGCCUGGGCGGACGGGUCCUCGUGCUGCGGUGCAACUUCAGGUUCGAGAAUAUGAUGUUCUACGAAGGCGCACCCACGAAGCGUAUCACGCCGUCGUCAUCAGGCCCUCCGGCGUCACCAUUUCCGGCUCCGACAACGAACAAGAGGAUGAAGCCCUGGGUAAUUGCCGUGUCUGUAGCACCUCCUCUAGCGGUAGUAGCACUCUGCUUCAUCUUUUACUGUCGUUGGCGAAGAAGAAGGUACAGAAAAGGUAGGCCUAGAUUACGCCGAAAGCCUACUCAUAACAGAUUGCGAGGAGGAGAAGAACCAGAUUGGGAAAUGGAAGAGAACCUCUCCGAGUUUUCGGUUUUUGACUUUCAUCAGAUAUUAGAGGCCACAAAUAACUUUUCUGAAGAAAAUAAACUUGGGGAGGGUGGGUUUGGCCCCGUCUAUAAGGGUCAGUUUCCUGAGGGAGUUGAGAUAGCAGUUAAAAGACUUGCUUCACAUUCAGGACAAGGUUUUAUAGAGUUCAAAAAUGAAGUACAACUCAUAGCAAAACUCCAACACACAAAUUUGGUUAGGCUCUUGGGAUGUUGCUCACAGGAAGAGGAGAAAAUUUUGGUCUAUGAAUACUUACCAAACAAAAGCUUGGACUUCUUUAUCUUUGAUGAAGAUAGAAAAUCAUUACUGGAUUGGAACAAACGUCUAGCAAUAAUUGAAGGAACAGCAGAGGGACUUCUCUACCUACAUAAGCACUCCCGGUUGCGUGUCAUACAUCGAGAUCUUAAACCAAGCAACAUUCUCUUGGACAAUGAAAUGAAUCCUAAAAUUUCAGACUUCGGGCUAGCAAAAAUAUUUAGCUCAAAUAACAACGAAGGAAGCACUACAAGGAGAGUGGUUGGUACAUAUGGCUAUAUGGCUCCUGAGUAUGCCUCCGGGGGCCUCUUCUCUAUCAAAUCCGAUGUAUUCAGCUUUGGUGUUCUCAUUCUUGAGAUCAUUAGCGGAAAAAGGAAUUCUGGUAUCCAUGACUGUGGAGAUUUCAUCAAUAUCCUUGGAUAUUGUUCUCAUCCAAGUCCAUAUGGAAAAGCUACAGAUUUCCUCAAACAAGUUGAUGCUCAAACUACGAAGGAGAGAUGGUAUUUAUGCUUGAGGGCCAACACGUAA
Miscanthus lutarioriparius is the source of this 1815-nucleotide messenger RNA. Lineage: Eukaryota; Viridiplantae; Streptophyta; Magnoliopsida; Poales; Poaceae. The record is from the annotation of a GenBank genome assembly.